This is a messenger RNA of Belonocnema kinseyi, 2454 nucleotides long. Its product is annotated as ATP-dependent RNA helicase DDX42. Gene Ontology annotation, molecular function: RNA helicase activity; ATP binding; nucleic acid binding. The coding region runs from base 124 to 2454 and encodes 776 amino acids. The record is from RefSeq and is a predicted model, not a curated record. Lineage: Eukaryota; Metazoa; Arthropoda; Insecta; Hymenoptera; Cynipidae. The transcript has 10 exons.
UUGGUAUGUUGUGUAAACUGGUAAACACGACUGAAUGUACGGAUGCGCGAAUACAUCGAUUGCAUUGGAAAGCAGUGUUAUUUUACAUUUAUUUUACGAAAAUUUGAGAAUUAAAGAUUUAAAAUGAGUUAUCACCGAGGAAGUGGUAACAAAGCGAAGGGCUUUGGCUUCGCAGGCUUCCAAAUGACAGGAACGAAGAGAACUGGAGCUAAUAUACCUCCACCAACUGUGAAUGCGAAUCUCAGCAAACAAGGGUAUCACACAAUGAAUUCUAUAACUGAGAAUGCACUUUCGGCCUGCUGGGGUGUACCAAAGAAGCGCAGCAAAACUGAAGAAGAAUAUUUCGAGGAUGAUGAUGACGCUGCUCCGACUUCUUCCUUGGAAUAUAUUCCGGCGCCUGGCUCUCCCACUUACGAAUUGAUGAAGAAGGCAGAACAGAAAAAGGAAAGUGAUAGCGAGGAGGAUCCUCUCGACGCUUUUAUGGCGGGCAUUGAGGCUGAAGUGAAAAAGAAUACUUAUGAAGCAGAACUUGCAGAGGAAGUAAAAAAGGAGGAGAAAUCUAAGGGAUUUAGACAAGAUAUCGAUGGCGAAGACGUCGAGGAAAGCUAUUAUAGGUAUAUGGAAGAGAAUCCAACUGCAGGAUUGCAGCAGGAAGAUUCUGACCAGGAAAUCGAAUAUGAUGAAGAUGGGAAUCCCCUAGCGCCAGCAAAAAAGAAAGAAAUAGAUCCCUUACCUCCCAUCGAUCACAGUGAAAUAGAAUAUGAGACCUUCGAAAAGAACUUUUACAAUGUUCAUGAAGAAAUAUCGAGUUUGAAUAAACAGCAGGUUGAUGACUUGAGGAAAACGUUGGGAAUCAAGGUCUCGGGUCCUUCUCCUCCAUAUCCUGUAACUAGUUUUGGUCACUUUGGAUUCGACGAUCCACUGAUGAAAGCGGUGCGCAAAAAUGAAUACACGCAACCCACGCCAAUUCAGGCGCAGGCUGUGCCUGCGGCACUCGGUGGCCGGGAUAUAAUAGGCAUUGCCAAAACUGGUAGCGGUAAGACAGCAGCUUUUAUUUGGCCGAUGUUAGUGCACAUAAUGGAUCAAAAGGAAUUGAAACCAGGCGAUGGGCCAAUUGGCUUAAUUUUAGCUCCUACGAGGGAAUUAUCUCAGCAGAUUUACCAAGAAGCAAAAAAAUUUGGCAAAGUGUACAAUAUCCAAGUGUGCUGUUGUUACGGUGGAGGCAGUAAAUGGGAGCAAAGUAAAGCUUUAGAAACUGGAGCAGAAAUAGUAGUCGCUACUCCCGGUAGAAUGAUAGAUUUAGUUAAAAUGAAAGCGACAAAUUUAAAAAGAGUUACGUUCUUAGUUCUUGACGAGGCCGACAGAAUGUUCGACAUGGGAUUCGAACCACAAGUGCGUUCAAUAUGUAAUCAUAUAAGGCCCGAUAGACAAACCUUAUUGUUUAGCGCCACUUUCAAGAAAAAAGUCGAGAAGCUUGCACGAGAUGUUUUAACAGAUCCAGUCAGAAUCGUACAAGGCGACGUUGGAGAAGCGAAUACAGAUGUAACUCAACACGUAAUAUCGUUUUACAAUAAUCCCACUGGGAAAUGGAGUUGGUUAUUACACAACAUAGUUGAAUAUCUCAGUGCUGGUAGUCUCCUGAUAUUCGUUACCAAAAAGUUGAAUGCAGAAGAGUUGGCUAAUAAUCUUAAGUUAAAAGAAUUCGAUGUAAUGUUACUUCAUGGUGACAUGGACCAAGUCGAAAGAAACAAAGUGAUAACGGCUUUCAAGAAGAAGGAAGUCAGUAUUUUGGUUGCGACAGAUGUGGCAGCUCGAGGCCUGGAUAUCCCGCAUAUCAGAACAGUCAUAAAUUAUGAUGUGGCUCGUGAUAUUGACACACAUACACACAGGAUAGGAAGAACGGGUCGAGCUGGGGAAAAGGGUACUGCGUACACGUUGAUUACGGAAAAGGAUAAAGAAUUUGCUGGUCACCUUGUGAGAAAUCUCGAGGGAGUGAAUCAAGAAGUGCCGAAAAGUUUAAUGGAUUUAGCGAUGCAAAGUGCUUGGUUCAGGAAGUCAAGGUUCAAAGGAGGUAAAGGAAAAAGCCUGAAUGUUGGUGGAGCUGGUCUGGGAUUCAGAGGGAAAGCUGAAGCUAUGAAAGAGCAGAGUAGUGGACCUUCGUCACAGCAAUCAAAAGACGUAAGCGAAGUAGUGAAGAAGUUGGAGAGGCAUGGGCCUGGAAGCGAUCGGCUUUCUGCUAUGAAGGCAGCUUUCAGGAGUCAAUACACUUCUCAGUUCAGAGCCUCUUCAGAUCACACAUGGGAACAAACAAUUACACCACCUUCGGUAAUAAUGCCACCACCUUCUCUAAUGACACCUAAAGGUUCAGAAGAUCCGCAAUAUGAUCAAAAUGCCAGUGCGACGGCCGCAGAAAAGGCUGAACGGAAAAGAGUAAGAAAGAGUCGUUGGGAGUGA